Messenger RNA from Eurytemora carolleeae, 1094 nucleotides. RefSeq lists its product as uncharacterized. The transcript is spliced from 9 exons. The coding region runs from base 51 to 1082 and encodes 343 amino acids. NCBI's taxonomy places the organism in Eukaryota, Metazoa, Arthropoda, Copepoda, Calanoida, Temoridae. The record is from RefSeq and is a predicted model, not a curated record.
AAUGGUUAAACUAUUUCAGAACAAUAUGUGAAGAUUAAAACUGUUUUAAUAUGAGAUUUUUCAUCCCUCGCCAUACUUUUCCUUUUCCCAAACGACUUCUCCUUCAAACUGUUUUCCUGGAGAAAAAAGAUGUUUACAUUCUUCUUCUUCAAAGGGAUGUACGAUUCUACAGUAGCUCAUCAGUUCAUUCAAGAUUUGACACGACAAAACCCUUCGCCUUCUAUGAAAUCCUGGAAAUACCACGCUCAGCUAAACAGUCUGAUGUCAAGAAAGCAUAUUUUAGAAUGGUCAAGAUCUAUCACCCCGACGUGAACCAGGAUGAAAAUGCGCGUGCAAAUUUUGACAAAAUCACGGAAGCCUACACCACGCUGAUCGACCUGACCCAACGGUAUUUCUAUGAUCGACAUGGGCACACGUCUGAAGAGUUAAAAAAGCGUGGAACUCCAAGUAUUUUCGACUGGACGCCAAAAUAUGGAAUAUACAACGAACAAACAACUGCUGAUGGAGAAAGCAGUGAAUUGGAGGACUGGUUUAAGGCCCAGGGACAUAUGGGACAGGACAAGAAGAUCACAUUGAGACAGCGUAUUAAGAAUAUGUAUGUCGAACUGCGUUACGGACUGGGUUAUUAUGAUUUCCCUUGGGAACUCCGCUGGUUUGCAUUAGCCUUGAUGGGCUGGGCCUUAGGCCUAUAUCUCUUCUACAGGGGCUUCUGUUUUGGUAUUCACAACGUAGAAAACAGACGACCUAUACCGACCUACCUGAAAUGGGAGAAUGAUGAGAUUUACGAUAUUCUGUGGUACUCUGGGGUCAGGAAGAAUAGACCGUCAGAACAAUCAAAGGGAGGGCUGUAUCACAUGCCUAAGGUUGAGCGUAAGAAAUCUGAAUUUUCCCACACCCUGUACUCCAACACUAGAGCAGGAGCCAAGUCCAGGAACUUGGUUCGUCACAAGAGGCUCCAGGAGCAGCUAAAGAAGGCCAGGGAGGAGUCCUGGUCCGAGGAGCAGAAAAGAGCCGCGGAGAAAAAUACUAAAUUCAAACAGAAAAGAAAACAGAAAAAGCUUAAUGACGGCUUCUCAGUUUAAAGUUUAUGUAUA